UUUCGCUUUUCAAAAUGGCACCGUCUCAAUAAGGAAGUGGAGAAAACAACUAGAAGAAGAAUAAGUUGGAUAAAACCCGUAUUUUCUAUUAAUUUCAUGCGACUCGUUGGCUAAAUCGACUUUACGUGAAAGGCCUUUGGACUGGGACUACAUAAAACUGAAAAGGUCAUGGAUAGGAUCUGCUUCUGUUAGAAGCUCUUCCAUACACAAGGCCAGUUUGUAGCAUUGUGGUGGAGUGUAGUGAGAUUGAGACGCUCGUCAUGUGUGAAGCCUGAUGCCCACCCUGCCCUCAGCGCUGGCCAUGGACGGGGAGAGCUACCUGCAUCCAGAUGGCCCUCAGCUGGACAGCAGCUUGUUCUCCACGGCCCCAUCCAACACGGAGAGUUCUUUGUUCGCCUCUUCUGGUCUCUGGGGAUCCUACCCUCAGUCCAAUGGAUACAGCAUACACUGCCCUAUGCAAUCUGCAAACCAGCAAUACCACCUGAACAGCAGCAGCACUUCAGUCCCAGAGAUGGACAUGUACUCGACUUUCCCUGAAGUGGACUUCUCCGGCUUGGCCCUCCCCAGGAAUGGAGACUUCACCCAGGACUUGUCCUGCAUUGAUGACCUCUCUACAAACUCCCUAUUCUCAUCUCCGGCCGACUCCCUGUCAGACCAUGCUGAGCCCUUCAUCAGCACAGACAACUUGGACCCAGUUCCCACUUUAUGGGACGUCAACACUAGCACCACCACUACCGCAAACACACCAGCACAGAGCCAGCCAGAGCUGAAGGGGAGCAACAAGUUUCAAGGCUUGUCCAGUUUGGAUGAUAUAACAGCUAUUAUCAGCACCCCACCUUUGGGAGGAUUUCAGCCCCCUAAAACACAAGCACCGGCAGAGGAAGAAGAAGAUGCAGAGGAGGAGGAGGCAGAGGAACUGGGGCAUGUGGAUACCUACGCUGAGUAUAAACCCUCCAAAUCCACUAUAGGAAUUUCCCAUCCCGAUAAAGUGGUGGAGACCAACACAUUGUCCAGUGUCCCUCCCCCAGACAUCACAUACACCCUCUCUAUCCCCGAAUCAACCAUUAAUAGUGGGCUGCUAUCGGCACUGCAGUUAGAGGCAGUGAUCUAUGCCUGCCAGCAACAUGAAGUGAUCCUCCAGAACAACCAGAGGGCAGGAUUCCUGAUCGGAGACGGUGCAGGAGUUGGCAAGGGACGCACUGUGGCCGGGAUCAUCCUGGAAAACUACCUUAAGGGACGAAAGAAAGCACUGUGGUUCAGCAUAUCCAAUGACCUGAAAUUUGAUGCAGAGAGAGAUCUCAAAGAUAUAGAUGCACCAUAUAUUCCUGUGCUUGCCUUAAACAAGAUAAAGUAUGGAGACACAGCUACCUCAGAAGGAGUCCUGUUUGCAACUUACUCUGCGCUGAUAGGAGAGAGCCAGGCCGGAGGGCAGCACCGGACCAGAAUCAAACAGAUCUUGGACUGGUGCAAGCCUGACUUUGAUGGAGUUAUUAUUUUUGAUGAAUGCCACAAAGCCAAGAAUGCCACAUCCACAAAGAUGGGCAAAGCAGUGCUGGACCUGCAGAACAAGCUGCCCCGGGCCAGAGUGGUGUACGCCAGUGCCACAGGUGCCUCUGAGCCAAAGAAUAUGAUCUACAUGAGCCGCCUGGGAAUCUGGGGAGAGGGCACGCCAUUCAGGACGUUUGAGGACUUCCUGCAUGCUAUUGAAAAGAGAGGCGUUGGUGCCAUGGAGAUUGUUGCCAUGGACAUGAAAGUUAGUGGGAUGUACAUCGCUCGUCAGCUAAGUUUUACUGGAGUUUCCUUCCGCAUUGAAGAGAUCGCCCUGGACGACGACUUUAAAGUGGUUUAUAAUAAAGCUGCCAAACUGUGGGCAGAAGCGCUCCAGGUGUUCAUGCGUGCAGCCGAUGAUCUGGGCCUGGUCAGCAGGAAGUCUCUGUGGGGACAGUUCUGGUCAUCUCACCAGCGUUUCUUUAAAUACCUCUGCAUAGCCGCUAAGGUCCGCUGUCUGGUAGAGCUGGCUCAGAAAGAGCUGCAGGCUGGGAAGUGCAUAGUUAUAGGUCUACAGUCAACCGGAGAGUCCCGCACAAGAGAAGUCCUGGAUGAGAAUGAUGGACAUCUUGACAGAUUUGUUUCUGCUGCAGAGGGGGUGUUCCAGUCACUCGUCACAAAACAUUUUCCAUCAGAGAAGCAGAGAAGGGAGAAACCUCCAGGGAAUAAAAGAAAACGUAAGCCUCGGGGCCGGCAGACCAAGGUGCCGAAACUGAACGUGGACAGUGGAGGCGUGAUCAACAUCAGUGACGACAGCAGCAGUGACUCUGACAUGGACACAGACUCUAACUCCUCCCCCGACUCUCUGGAGAAUGAUGACGUCAUCUUUGUGAAUCACACCAGCUGCCAGACAGCAAGAAUAGAAGAGAUGAAACAAGGUCUUCUCACCAAAAUCGCCGAGCUCGGAAAGGAACUACCUCUUAACACUUUGGAUGAGCUCAUCGAUAAGUUUGGAGGUCCAGAGAAAGUCUCAGAGAUGACUGGUCGAAAGGGUCGUGUGGUGCGGCGGGCAGACGGCAGUGUGCGCUACGAGUCACGAGCUGAACAGGGUCUAACUAUCGACCACAUAAAUAUCAAAGAAAAAGACCGCUUUAUGUGUGGAGAGAAGUUGGUUGCCAUUAUAUCUGAGGCAGCCAGCUCUGGGAUUUCCCUCCAAGCCGAUAAGCGAGUGAAAAACCAGCGGCGACGAGUGCACAUGACGCUGGAGCUGCCGUGGAGCGCAGACCGGGCCAUUCAGCAGUUUGGUCGUACACAUCGGUCCAACCAGGUAACAGCACCGGAGUACAUUUUCCUUAUAUCCGAGUUGGCUGGGGAGAGACGCUUUGCCUCCAUUGUAGCCAAAAGAUUAGAGAGUUUGGGUGCUUUAACUCAUGGAGACCGAAGAGCCACAGAAUCCAGAGAUCUGAGCAAAUACAACUUUGAGAACAAGUACGGUACCAAGGCCCUGGACAAAAUCACCAAAGCAAUACUUGGAUACAUAGAGAACAAAGUGCCCCCUCCCAAAGACUACCCCGGGGGUGACCCACUGUUCUUCAGAGACAUGAAACUUGGGCUGAUGGACGUGGGCAUCUUCUGCAGAGAGCCUCGCUUCGGGAUCAACACUGAAAAAGAUUGCUCCAUUACUAAGUUCCUGAACCGCAUUCUUGGCUUGGAGGUCCACAAACAGAAUUAUCUCUUCCAAUACUUCACUGACAACUUUGACUACUUAAUUGAGAAAGACAAGAAGGAGGGGAAGUACGACAUGGGGAUUCUGGACCUAGCCCCAGGUAAUGAUGAGAUCUAUGAGGAGAAACAAGAGACUUUUCUGACAGCUGGGAAUCCUCAAGACGGACAGGUCGUUCUUUAUAAGAUCAGUGUGGACAGAGGAAUGCCCUGGGAUGAGGCCUACACCAGGUCAUUAAAUCUGAGCAAUCCUGAUGAAGGGUUCUACCUGUCUAUCAAACCAAGAGGGAAUACUCUGUCUGUGCUGCUGGCUGAACAAGGAAGAGGCAAAAACUUUAUUCUAUUCAAGCCCAAUAUCGGCAAACAAACCCACCCAGAAAACCUGGAUAAUCUGCAGAUGCGCUAUAGAAAGGUGAGUGCAGAGGAAGCCAAGGACCACUGGAAGAAUCAGUUUGUCUUUUCACUCAAGAAGUGCAGCCAUGCGAUCUGGAAUGGGAAGUGUAAGAAGGCGGACGAGGGCCUGGACUGUCUGCAAGGCAUGCGGCUGAGGCAGUACCACAUGUUGUGUGGAGCGCUGCUCCGAGUCUGGAAACGAGUAUCCGACGUGGUGUCUGACAUCACCAACUCCAGCAUCCUGCAGAUCGUCCGCCUCAAGACCAAGCAACACAAUAAGCAAGUUGGCAUUAAGAUCCCAGAGAACUGUGUGAUGCGUGUGCGUGACGAGCUGCUGCUGAUGGAUGAGGAGGUGAAGCGGCGCCGCAAAGAGCGGCAGCAGCAGGCCUUGGAGCAGCGCCAGGCUGAAGAGCGCAUGAAAAAGAUGGAGCAGGACAACAAGCACCUCAUAGCCAAUCUCUUCAGCAACAAACCCCUCCUGAACCAGUCCCUCGUCGUGGCCCAAAACCAGCUUCUCAAACAGAAACUCAACCCACAGCGGACACAGGCUCAGAGCCUACCACCACUGCAGCGAAUACCAGGCCCCAACCUCACUUUACAGCCGCACCAGUCCGCUCAUAAAAUCACACUGUUGAGCCAGCCCAGGACCACCAACAAUGGCUGGUCCAGUAAUACUCCCACUUGCACCAACCAGGUGCUGUCUAAGACUAUGCCCAGCCCUAUCAGCUCAAGUUACACCUUUUAUCCACAAUCCUUCACUAAUAGUUUCCCUCAGAUUAAGACCCUUCCUCUCCACCAGACCACCGCUAAAGUGUCUUCCAAAGAUCCCCUCGAGGAGAUCUUGGACUUGACCGUGGGCUCACCUUCCCUCUCCCCAGACACCUCAGACAAUGGUGGACUGGGCAUAGUCGACGGUCUGGCCAAUCACACAGACUUUAAGGAUGAUUUUGAUUUGGAGUCAUUGAUUACGCAAAGCGCCCAGCAGAGCACCCAGUCCAGCCUGCUACAGAACCACAACCUUUUGAAUAACCAUCAAGACUUGUUAGAUUUGUUUGACUUGACGUUGCCCUCCCAGAACCACAUACAAAAAGCCAGCCCUUCAUCUUCUACCUCCUCCUGUUCCUCCAGCUCCUCUGCUUCAAACAACCACGUCACACACAGCCGACUGUCCACAUCAUCGCUUCUAUCUCCUCCUUCGUCACAAUCUCUUUAUAGUCCUUCUUCCUCCUCUUCUCUAUUCUCCAACUCACCAUACUCAUCUCAGUUCUUCCCCCCUCAAACCGAACCUCUUGCUCUAACUAAUGGCAACUGCGGUUCAGGUGCCCUGGAUGUACGCGAGGCUCUCAACAGCAUGCUACAGGCCGGACCAGACCGCAAGUCUGUCAUCCAGUACCGACCUCAGAAUUAAAAUGUAUGGUUGGACAUUUAGCUUUUUUAUUUUGACUUUAAAUGUGUGUGUCUGUGAUCCGCUGCUGUCCACGCCGCUCUCCCCUCAGGGCCUAGUCAUGUCACUGCCCCGUGCCCGCCCUCACAACACCAAAGUGUGUCCUCCACAGAGAAAGGCAGCUGUACAAACACGUGAGGUGACUAUGGAAUCAAAACAGGAGCUGUUAAACAAAACCUUCAUCUGAUGAGGUGGAUAGCUCCCCCUGGUGGUGAAAACACCACCAGCGUAAACCACAACUUUAGACUUUUGCUUUACUGUUACGUUGCUUUAUGCCUCGCCUCAUAUUGACUUUCUGUAUGCAAGGCUCCGUGUACAUUAAUAUUAUAGACAGGGAGGGUUGAACUGGAAGGCAGGAGGAAAUAUAUUGUUAUUUAGCCAUGAAAUGCCUCAGUUUUCAUGUUUGUGUUGCUUGUUCUCGUGUGUCUCCCUACUUGUAUGAACACUAGUGUGAGGGAAAGGGAGGAAGAGCAGUCUGCUGUUGCUAACAGUGCCUUUGGAAAAAUCUAUUAAUGCAGUCUUUGAAAUCCAUGUAGCCUAAUGUAUAGAUUUGUACUUGGAGCAAUGGUUUGAACUUUAAUUUAAUAUAUAUUUGUAUUAGAUGUUUAGCCCUCUCAGAUGUGCGUGUUACACUAUGCUGGUGGUGGGUAUCAGAUAGACCUCCUCUCGGCCUGUACAUUAGUUUAAUAGUAUGUGGAGACCUUGUUCUCACUGUCCUUUGUCCUUUCUGAGGCAACAGCCCAGCACAAGUUGUAAAAACAGAUUUUUUUUGUGCUCAAUGGGAAAAAACUGUGUCCAAGAAGAUAUCACAAUUUCUGUGUCUUUGAUCAUAAACAUCAAAGAUGUGAGUCCUGGUUUGUUUUGGGAUUACUCAGGAAAUUAUUUGCUCUUGUCAUUGGAUUCAUUUCAGCCAUUACAGGAGACUGUGGAAAAUAAAAAGAAAUUAUAUCAAAAUAAGUAAAUUCUCAGAGAUUUUAGUUCACACUCUUGGCUCAAAAAUACAAACAUUAUCCUGAAUUAUAAUAGACAAUGUAUCUCUGUUCACUUUGUUGGAAAAUUUGUGAGUUUAGCCGUUGUUUGUGUGAAAAUUGUGUGAUAAACUCACAAUUUUAGUCUUCAAAGAGCAAUAAGUCCUUUGUAUUAGUUCAUUUUACCACAAAAUACCCUUGUUCUGUUUCCAGUCCACAGGGCUCUCCAUUUCCAGAACAACAAAUAAAUUUGUAGCUCAUUUGUAUAGUUUUUCACGGGGAGUGCGCAAUGCGUUCUGGAUGAAAGUUAAUAUUAUUUAUAUUUAAGGGAUAUUUAGAGUUUAGAUAUGUUAUCCUCCUUAUAUAGUCCAAAUGUAUUGGUCAGGGAAGUUUCUAGUUUUGAAGAGAAUUAUAUCAAAUUCUAUUAUAACCUGCCACCAAAUACUAUUGCACUGUUCUGUACUGCUGUUCAUUGUCUGGGUUUAUUUCUGCUCAUAUUGUCAUAUUUUCUUUUCCCUUUCAAAAUGAUUUCCCCCAUUGAAGACUUUUUUGUGAGGCCUCUCCGUUUGCAGAAAAUACCAAAGUAUUGACAGUUCCCCCGGCUCUACACUUUCAGACCAUUAUCGAUCUCAGGAAGAAACCAGGUGUAACAGUGGGGCAGAAAUGGUUAAGGUCCCGUAUGAAAUAAAUAACCAAUAUUAGUUUCUUAAUCUGUGCUGUGACUUGCUGUAUUUGUGUUAAUGUGAUGGGUUUGUCUUUGUGAAAAUGUUGAUGUUUAUGCCUUCUUAGGGCAAAGAGCAAAGGCUGUUUCUUUAUAAGGAACAUUUUAUUUCUAUGGAUACUUUUUUAUUCGUAUUUUAUUUUAUAUUUUGACGAGUGUUAAAGCUGACAUUUGUUUUAAGUAAUUUCAGCCCUGGCUUGUAUAAAAUGUGCAAUGAGCUGUCCAGGCCUUUUUUCCUGUUCCUCAAUGGAGCACAGCAUUUGCAGUUAACUAACACAAAAUCCAAACUUUAAACAUUUUAGCCAAUUUUAUUUCCAUCUUUAAGUUUCUAACUUGUUCAUCAGGCACAUUCCAAGACCAAGAUCUAAAAUGCCGUGGUUAGAGUCAAAAAGUCAAAUUUAUGCAUUACAGGAAUAUAGAGCUUGUUUUACAUUUGUGUAGCUAGGCCUUUAUUAUAUUUUAUUACUUUUGCACUAAGAAUGGCAUAAUCAAGUUACUGUUCUUGUUAUGAUUGAGUAUUGCCGGCUUGUGUUCCAGAUGUUCAUUGCAAUGCUUUGUAUACUGUAACCAUCUUGUUUCACCACCAUUUGCAUAUUAUAUAAAUGUUAUCACUUUCAAAUAAUUUAUUGCUAACAGAAAAAAACAAAAAACAAAAACAUGCUACUGAUUGUACGUAUUUUUCAACAAAGCCUAUUUUUUCUGUAAAAAAAGAAAACUGUGUUCAGCACUUUUAUUCUGGGUUGUGCUUUUGUUUUCUAUAUAUUUAUAAUUUAGAUCCAAAUGUAUAUAUUGUAAAAUUUGUGCCUUUUGACUAAUUCUUUAAAAGGUUUUCUACUCAUUAAAGGAAGGACUAUAUGAAAAUGCAAUCUUAACUUUGUAAACAAAUAAAACUUGAAGAUUGCUGAAA
Messenger RNA from Periophthalmus magnuspinnatus, 7643 nucleotides. RefSeq names its product protein strawberry notch homolog 2 (gene sbno2b). The record is from RefSeq and is a predicted model, not a curated record. Gene Ontology annotation, molecular function: chromatin DNA binding; histone binding. Bases 275 to 5011 code for a protein of 1578 amino acids. Gene Ontology annotation, cellular component: nucleus. NCBI's taxonomy places the organism in Eukaryota, Metazoa, Chordata, Actinopteri, Gobiiformes, Gobiidae. The transcript has 32 exons. Gene Ontology annotation, biological process: regulation of DNA-templated transcription.